AUUUAAUCUUGAGAGAAAGAUUUGAGACUUGAAUAAUUAUGAGAAAGAGCGGUAGAUUCAUGCUCAGUUUUGCUAGAUGUAAUUCUAAUAACCACUAGUAGAGGAGAAAAAUAAUACUGCCAUGGAGUUUACCAGGCGUUACCUGCCAAUGGAAUGGGAAGAGCGAUGGAGGAAAGAGAAAGAGAGGAGGAAAAGAGUGAUUGAAGAACGUGGAGAAGAAGGGAUAGAACAGGACAAGCGUGAAUUGAGAAGGAUUGUGGCCUACAAUGAUUCCAAGAUGGGGCUGAUGAGUGGUAGGUGUGAAAAAGAGGGGACAGACGUCAGGGUCAGGUAUGGCAGUGGUUGCAGUCAAGAGGAUAUCGGAGAGAAUAUGAGUGAAAGAGCGUUCAAAGAUGAAGGAUUUGGUGAUACCAUCCGCACAUACCACAGCAAUACCUAUCCUAAACAGGUCUUCAUUGCCCUGAAGGAAUUCCAGGAUUCAUCACUUCUUACAGACCUGACACUGACGACUGAGAAUGGGAACAGCUUCAAUGUACACUCCCCUAUUGUGGCUGCUGUCAGUCUUUUAAUUGAGGAACAACUGAGGGAAGAAAGCAGACUGCAAUCAGACAAAGAUAAGAAUGUAGGAAUCCAUACGUGGUACCUGUCUCUGGGUCCAGAGGUUGAUCAUGUUGGGUUACAGGCAGUUUUGGAGUUUGCCUACACUGGGGUUGUAUUAUCUUUAAACAAAGAUACCAUGGCACAGAUUAAGGCAGCGGCUCAAGCACUGGGGGUUCCUAGAGUGCUAGAUCUUUGCAUCAAAGAAGAAGUUACAAAGAAAGGUGAAAAUCCUGACAUAGAAAAGAAAAAUAUUCCUGUUAGAGAACAGUUGAAGAUUACUCUUCAAUCCAUUGAACAUCUCUAUGCAGACAGAGUGGGCUGUGAUGUAAUUUUGGAUGUAGAUGGAGCCUUAUUCCAAGUUCACAGAGUUAUCCUGGCAGCUAGCAGUGACUAUUUUCGUGGCAUGUUCACUUGCGGGAUGAGGGAAUCCAAUCAAACCUGUGUUGCCCUUCCCUUCCUUUUAGCUUCUGAGUUACAGGCUCUAAUUAGCUGCUCCUACAGUGGGACCCUUGCACUUAGCUGGGAAUGUGUUUUUGAGAUCACCUGCACAGCUCUCCAGCUUCAGUUCCAGCCUGCCAUCUCACUUUGCCUUGACUUCAUACAACAGGAAAUGGAAGCUAGGUCCUGCCUGGAUGUGGCAUCUUUUGCUGAGGCUUAUGGGAUGUCGGAGCUCCUUGAGGAAGCCAAUGACUUUGUAUUGAGAAACUUCUGGGAGGUGUCAGCCACUCCAAAGUUUCUUGACCUACAAGCGGAUAAGCUUCUAAAUUUUCUCCACUGUGAUGGUCUAUGUGCGCCCUCAGAGUUGGCUGUAUUUCGAGCCGUAAUCUCUUGGUUGGAGGCUGAUCCUGAGAAGAGAUUGGGUCAGGCUAGUUUACUGAUGAAGGGUGUUCGCUUCCCACUCAUGACCUUUCGAGAGUUCAGGGAAGUCAGGGCCAUUAAUCUGCGUAUGGAGUGCUUUGGAAACCAGGAGGUGGACCUAUAUUGCUCUGCACUCAAAGAAUUUGGUUUCAGCUUUCCAGAAACCCAGAAUCAAUGCAGAGUCAGGCAACCUAAAGAUGCUCUGGUUCUGGUUGGGGGAGACCAGUUGAACCCAGAUAUGGGUCUACGAAUGCCUAGCAGGGAGCUGUGGCUCGCAAACUCUCUACGCAGUGGCACAGGGUUGGUGAAGGAGAUAGAGUGGAAAAGGCUGGGUGAGAUGCCAGAAAAGCCAAAGUUCAGGCAUGGAGUUGCAGUAAUGGAUGGAAGGCUGUAUGUGGUUGGAGGAUGUUACUUCUAUACCAAGGGUGACAUCAUGAAAUCCAGCUACAGUUAUGACCCUGUGAAGGACAGCUGGAAGAGGUUGGCUGACUUGCAGGAGUUUAGAAGUAACUUCUCAGUUGUGGUACACGAGGAGCGACUUUAUGCCAUUGGUGGAGAUAAAGAGAUCAACAUCAACAUAGACAGUGUGGAGAUGUACAACACUGACACUGACUCUUGGAGCUAUGUCCAGCCCCUGGACCAGGCUCUGAGUGGCUAUGCUGUUACUGUCGUUGAUGAAGGAAUCUUCAUAUCUGGAGGUUUCAACUGUGAGUAUGUGUGUCUGGUUUCAAUGUUUCUGUACCACCCAGAGACUGGAACCACCUACUUGGCAGACAUGACCCAUGACCGGGCCCAGCAUUGCAUGGAGGCCCUGCGAGGCCACCUUUAUGUUGCCGGUGGUGUGUGCAACCUGCGGAAGUUUUACACUGACCAACAAGUCUGUGAGAUGUAUGACCCUUCAACUGAUUCCUGGACUGCUUUUGCAUCAUUGCCUGUGCCCCAUGUGGGUGCAGCAUCAGUCGUCCUGGAGGAGAAGAUUUAUAUACUGGGAGGUUACAGCCAGGAUGACUAUAGCGAGUCUGGACUGGUCCAUCGGUUUAGUCCCAGCAUACAGCGAUGGGAGAACGUGGGUAAACUGCCUGGGGCUGUUACUGACAUUCGAGCCUGUCUGAUGCGAUUGCCCCAGCAUGUAAGAAAGUAACAGGCUGGAAAACUUGAUGGUGAAAUCCAGU
Molecule: messenger RNA, 2630 nt
Organism: Scomber japonicus (chub mackerel)
Lineage: Eukaryota; Metazoa; Chordata; Actinopteri; Scombriformes; Scombridae
Product: kelch-like protein 33
Exons: 4
Coding region: 122-2599 (825 amino acids)
Molecular function (GO): protein binding
Source: RefSeq, a predicted model, not a curated record